Microthlaspi erraticum is the source of this 741-nucleotide messenger RNA. Lineage: Eukaryota; Viridiplantae; Streptophyta; Magnoliopsida; Brassicales; Brassicaceae. The record is from the annotation of a GenBank genome assembly.
AUGGGACGGUUUCGGGGACUCAGUGUCCAACUCUUGCCCACCCCCCACGACGCACAUUCUUUUCGUUACAAGUCCAUCAAACUUCUCCCCACCGUUGGAUGUGAAGCUGAUGCAGCCACUCGUUACUCCAUCGGCGAAAGGAGCAUCAAAACGUCGCCGUUUCCGUUAGCAUUCUCUUAUUCCGUUAACGGCUCCUAUGUCGCCGUCUGGCCUCUUGGGGAGAACAUUUUGGAGUUGGAGCAUUGCUUGUUCAACCCAAACGACAAGGAGUCUCGUGUCAGGAUUUUCCAGGUUUUACGCUUAGAAGAGACCAAAAUGUUGCUGCAGAGUGUUAAAGUUUUCUGUGAGCUGUGGUACGGUCCGUUCAGAGAUGGAGAUCAGCUCGGUGGCUGUGCCAUGCGUAGCUCUGGUUUUGCUUCUACACCUACCACUCCAGCUUCGGUUGUAGCCGGUUCUUGGAGAGCUCUUCUUGCUACCACCACUACCUCUAAUGCUCAGGCUUGUGUUCAACAAGUUACUGGAGAGAAAGUGAUUGAUAUUGUGCGAGAAGAGAAAGAUCUUUUACUGCUUCCGAAAGAUCUGUGGUGUGAGCUACAACAAGGCAAAGACGGAGAAAGAGCUUUUUCUAUAGGAUGGUUGUUUGAGCCAGGCCAUGCUGUCACAUCCUCAUGUGUCUUCUCCAGUGCCUCUAAGCUAAAGGAGGUAACAAUGGCAAGAGAGACUGCUCAAUCACAUGUAUAA